AUGAAAACAAGCUCCGCAGAUCCAAUAGCAGCGCUAACAAGUGUCACUGCUGAAACAACAGUAACAAUGACAUAUAAUACUCCAUCAAGUUCAAUAACAGCAACGAGCGUUUUUACAUCUGCUACAUCAAAAACAUCGACAGUCAUUUCCACAGCAACAACCACCAGUGCUCCCUCUAGUACAAUAACAAGAACUACGGAUUUGAAUCCAAAUGCAUCAAAUAUAACAUGGUUGAUGUCAAUAAUUGAAGCAUCAAAUCAAACAACAAUAAUCUCAGCUAGUCCAUCAUUUAUGGAUUUUGAUGAUCAAAAUUACUUUGUUGUACUGGGUUAUUAUGGUAAUCUUGUUCAAAUGAACAGAACAACAAUGAGUGUCAUUCGUUCAGCAAACUUAGGGGCUUAUUCAGCAGCAUUUACUUAUAGUAAUGGUUAUUAUUUUAUAGGUAUAAAAGUAAACAGGGAGGCUUUUGUCAUUUUGUUUCUUAUGCGCUUUAUUUGUAGCAUCCGAUGUUUCAGAUCCUUUAAUUUACAUUUAUUCUUCUCGAAAUCUAACAAAUUUGAUUGCACGUAUAAAUGGUACAGGAACUCAUUGUUUUUUUCGUCAAGUGGCAUUUUUACAAAAUUAUACCAUUAUGGUUGCAGCUGUUGAAAACCUAAAUACGAUUCAGUUUUAUCAAAUAUCAUUUUCAUCGUUUUCAACAACACUUUUAUUUUCAAUACCAGGGUUGCACAUUUCUCCAUAUAGUUUAUAUAAAGUGAACGAUACAUUCUUGUAUUUAGUAUAUUACUCUCCUUCUGUACCCAUCUACAUUCUAUCAUAUAACAAUAGUGACAACUGGACAUUAAAAGCACUGAACGUCACAACGCCAGCGUCUUCGGAAAGAUCAGCACAAAUGACAGUUGAUUCAUAUGGACGAAUUUGGUUUGCUAUCUAUAACUAUGGUGUGAGAAUAUUUGAUUCCACUGGUUCCGUCUUACUCUAUAGUUGGCCAGUCUCAACUGGAUUGGAUGGGAUACUGUUAACGGAUAAUUACGAGUUGUUUUUGGCUGACUAUUCCAACAGCAAAAUUUACCAUUAUAAACCAAACAUAAACUAGCAGUCAAUAACACUCGUGUAAAUAAAAUGACUCAUAAGUAUGGUUCUUUUGUGUCCAGUGAUAAAAUUGAAGAUCAGGCACGUUUAUCAGCUCGGGGUUUCCAGAAAAACAUGGGUCUUUUGGUGGCGGUAGUUUUUUGAGACAGUGCGGAAUAUAUUUUGAAAGAAAUCCUUAAAGAGCGCGUUUCUCGAAAUUUAAAAAGUCGAAAUUACAGUUUUGUAAAACUCACUGUUCGGGUUAAGCAAAGCAGCUAUCAUGACUUUUCAACAAGGCAUUUUAAACAAGUGCAUGAAAACUGAAUGAAAGUACAACAACUCCUGUGUGAUUUCUUAUGAGUGCUUCUCCCGAAAAUCUUUUCCAGAACACAUAUUAGAAGAUUUUUCUAAAUAGGCGCUGGAAAGACAUAUUCCAAAGUCCUGAGUACUUUUAAAAGAUUUAUCAGAGAGUCAUUUUAUUUGUUUUAUUUGGCUAAACAGUGGGUUUUGAAAAAUGUUGAAAUAUAAAUUGUUAUAAAUCUUAUAUUAAAAUCAAACAACUCGUUAUUUGAAAUUUAGUGUACGGGUGUUUCACUCAUAAUUCUCGUCUUCAAAAGAUACCUGAAUGAAGACUGAUAGUGGAAACCUUACGCAACUACCUUUACGCAGGAUUUUCCCAUGAUAAUCCUAAUACAUAAACUGUGCAGGUUCUAUCAGACCUAGCAGUAUAAAAGUACUGCUUAAAGGUAAGGAACAUCCCCAGAUAUUUUAAUACCGCCAACCCUCUGGAUCCUGCAUGAAUUCUGAUUAUUUUUUUCAGUGGAUAGUUAUGUAAGGAAACUUAGCAGCGGAUUCGACUAUUUCUUGCUGACAUUCGCUCUCAGACUUGUGUUGUAUUUCUACUUCAUUGUGUUAGAUACAGAAUUAAAUACUCUAUCGAACGGUACUAUUUUCGAUGGGGGUCAUCGAGUAAAAACGCGCAGUUUUCGCCUGGAACAAUGGGUUUUAGGCCCUUUCUACCAGUAUAUCCUGCUGAUAUACGCUCUCAGACCUGUGUUGAAUGUCUACUUCCUUACCCAAUGACCUCCAUCAAAAAUAGUACCGUUCGAUAGAGGAUUUAAUGCUGCAUCUAACACAAUCAAGUAGAAAUUUGACACAGGUCUCAGAGCGAAUAUCAGCAGGAUAUACUGGCAGAAAGGGCCUAAAACCUAGUGCUCCAAGGCAAUACUACCCGUUCUUACUCGAGGACCUCCAUCGAAAAUAGUACCGUUCGAUAGAGAAUUUAAUUCUGCAUCUAACACAAUGAAGUAGAAAUACAACGCAAC
Messenger RNA from Didymodactylos carnosus, 2396 nucleotides. Lineage: Eukaryota; Metazoa; Rotifera; Eurotatoria; Philodinida; Philodinidae. The record is from the annotation of a GenBank genome assembly.